AUGAGCGCUGCGUUUGAAAACAACUUCCAAGCAGCCCGGGAAAGGAAAGAGGGCCCGGAUGGCACGGAGAUUCAGGAGACUCGAUACCUGGUCACCAUCAGACUUCGGCUCCGCCUGCAUCCGACGAAGGGCGAUCCCCAGACAGACUUCAUCUCGCGAGGGACGCAGAUUGCGGUCCUGCUUCAUGAGCUUUGUCACCUGAAGCACAUGAACCACGGCAAGGACUUCAUGCUGUUUCUUCGGGACGUUUUCGCCUACGCGUACAAGCUGGGAGUCUUCGAUCCCGCGGCGAUGACGAACGAGAUCCCUUCCCCUUGGCCCUGGGAGAAUGUCAUCUUCAAGACGGCCGGCGAGGUCUCAGAUGAAGAGCUCCUGAAGAUCUUUGCGGAGCACCGCGCGGCCCAGCGGAAGGAAGCAUCUCCGGCGUCGCCAGAGAAGGAGCUCGCUGCGGCAGCCGCAGCUGCAGCCAAGGCCAGUCUCGAGACGGAAGAGAAAGACAUUGAGGCCAUCAGCACCUCCGCCUCGGAUGGCGGCGCUCCCGAGCCCCCGGCGACGCCCCCGCCACCUCCGCCCCCACCGCCUUUCGGAGCGCUCCCUUCGAUGGUCGCCAGCUUCUCUUCCAAAGGUUGUGUAGAUGAAUGCUGCUCACCAUUGCCUCCAGGCAUCUCUGAGGUGACCGAGUUGUCCUAUGGCGAGGGAGAGAGUCGACUUCCAGGAUUUGAAUCCCCUUCUCCCCGGCUGCGGCUGCCUCCUGUGAUGAG
This is a messenger RNA of Symbiodinium sp. CCMP2456, 761 nucleotides long. Lineage: Eukaryota; Dinophyceae; Suessiales; Symbiodiniaceae. The record is from the annotation of a GenBank genome assembly.